Enterobius vermicularis (human pinworm) is the source of this 2184-nucleotide messenger RNA. NCBI's taxonomy places the organism in Eukaryota, Metazoa, Nematoda, Chromadorea, Rhabditida, Oxyuridae. The record is from the annotation of a GenBank genome assembly.
AUGGACCGACAUUGGAAUUUGUUGGAUGAAUUCGAUUUAUUAUCAAACAUUCCUAAUGAAUUUCAUGGAUUGAUAGAGUCAAAAAAAUGGUCAGAUAGACGUGAUGCUUUACAGUUGAUUAUCGAUUUAUGCAGUAAAAAUCCGCGACUCAAUUGCCAGGGUAACUACAGGGAACUUAUUAAGAAAUUUUUGGAAAUUGUGGAAAGUGACUCGAAUGUAGUCUGUGUUGCUCUUGCCGUUCGUUGUAUAACUGUUUUGGUCCAGGGAUUAAGAAAGCAUUUUAAACCAUUUACGUCACAGACAACCAUCGUUAUUUUGAAGAAAUUCAGAGAAACAAAACAGAACGUACGUAACGCUUUGGUUGAUUGUGUGGAUACACUGUUCCUUUACAAUGAUUUGAAGUUAUUACAAGGACCAAUAGUUGAGACAUUAAAAGAAAGCACGAGUCCUGCUGUUGUUUCCAACACUCAGUUAUGGAUAUACCGAAUGCUUUUAUACUGCUCGGCUGAAAAUGAAGUCCUGACUUUUGUAAAAGCCGUAGCAUCAUUUGUGGUUGAGCAUUCAUGCAGUGGCGAUGCCUCUGUACGGGAUGCAAGUUAUAUGAUUUUUGCCGGAGUGUGGAGGAUUUUUGGCGAAAAACCUACUAGCACGAUAUUCAGUAAUGCAUUUGAUGAUGUUGUAAAAAAAAAAAAAGUAGAUGAAUAUUACGCAAAGGCUGUUGCUGAAGCUGAAGAAAUUGAAAAAAAUCGUCAGAAGGAGCAAGCUGAUAGGAACGGUGGUGAAGGCGGAUCAGCUGUGGACGAUAAAUUGGAUAAAGUCGACGUGUUGGAAACCACAUCCGGUGUCGAAAAAGUUGAUGUUUGGGAAACGUUAGAGCCUGUUGAUAUAUCUCCUGAUCUACCGAGCGAUUUUGAGUCAUUGGUCAUGUCUAAGCAGUGGAAAGAGAGGAAGGAAGGUUUAGAGGCUCUUCUUACUGUUUUGGAGAAGAAUCCGCGACUAAAAUUCUGCUCUGGUUGUACUAAUCUGAUCGAUACAUUGUCAGAGAUAUUGGGAAAAGACGUUAAUAUCAAUGUGGCAGCGCUUGCUGCGAAGGCCUUGUCUUUUUUAGUUGAAGGGUUGCGCUACGAUUUUGCCCCGUACAGUUCAACAGUCCUUGUCAAUGCAUUUAAUAAAUUUAAAGAAAAAAAGGCCGUAUUGCGCAACCCUGUAACCACUCUUGUUGAUACUGUAGGAUUCUUUGCGCCUCCUUCAAAUUACGUCGGAUGUGUUCAAGAUUCACUGGAAGCUGGAAAUCCCCAAAUCAGAUCACAGACCACAUUGUUUUUGUCCCGCCUUUGGAAGUAUCAUGACGGGUCUUGCUUGCCUGUUUCUUUUGUAAGAGACGUUGCCGCUUCACUGGUUAAGCGUGCUUCCGAUUCAGACCCAGAAUGUCGAGAAGCUGCUUAUGCUGCGAUUGGAGCAGUUAUGAAAUCAACUGGGGAGGAUGGAGUCAGGUCUUUGUUCACUGAAGUUGGGCAAGAUGAGAUUAAAAUGUCUAAGGUAAGAAGUAAUUGUGAAAUGUUCGUAAAAGAAUGUGGGCUAAAGGCAGAUAGCAGAAUUAUGAGACUUUAUGAAGCGUUUGGAGUGCCUAGCGCGUCUGGUGAACCAAAAAAAGUUAAAAGCCUUGGAACAGCUUCUACCAGGAACCUUAAAAGGACUGGCCCUUCGCAAGGCCAGCCCGCUGUGCGUAAGAAGAAUUCUGGAAUGAGACCGAACAUAGCAUGCUCAUCUAGUUCCAGCUCAAAAAUGGAAUGUGGAAAAGCGGUCGGGCCCAAAUCUGCAUUUUCUGAAGCAGUUCGAGGGAAAGUCGGUACAGUUUUACAGCAAAAGAACAUUCAAAGUUGCGAGGUGAUAAAUGGCGCCACAGGCACUUCAGAAUUGGUGGAACAAUUGCAAGUGGACUCGCCACUUAGCAAUGAUGAUGUCAUUCACGAUGCUUUGCAGGAAAAUAUACGAGGCAAAUCUCAACAUUUCAACCACUUGAGCGAAGUAUUGGAUAAUGUUUAUCAUUCUGAAGAUGGGGGUUUUUUGAAAACGCAAAUUAAGCUUAUCCCAAGGCCAAGAAGUCAGCCUUCGUUAACAGCAAAGUAUUCAUCAUUACAGUCAAGAAAGAGCCGUAUACCUCUUCUCUUGUCUAAAAGAUAA